Molecule: messenger RNA, 3836 nt
Organism: Papaver somniferum (opium poppy)
Lineage: Eukaryota; Viridiplantae; Streptophyta; Magnoliopsida; Ranunculales; Papaveraceae
Product: tRNA (guanine(9)-N1)-methyltransferase
Exons: 11
Coding region: 50-1117 (355 amino acids)
Biological process (GO): tRNA N1-guanine methylation
Cellular component (GO): nucleus
Molecular function (GO): tRNA binding
Source: RefSeq, a predicted model, not a curated record
CCUUCCUUCCCUCUCUGCUUCUUCUUCUUCUCCUACUUCCUCCAUAAAAAUGGCAGACACAACCGAAAAAACCCUAGAAAACCCUCCCACAAAUGGAAACCCCACAACCGAAACCCUUAAUCCAACUCCAUCACUCUCAAAAAGCGCUCAGAAAAAGCUUGUAAAACAACAGAAAUAUGAAGAAAAGAAAGCACAGAAAAAAGCCGCCAUGAAAGAACACAAGAAGAAAGAAGGUGAAAGAAAACGUAAAGAAUGGGAUGAGAAGCUAUCAACCGUUAGUGAAGAAGAGAAAUUAAAACUGAUUGAAUCAAGAAGAGAGCUGCGAAAAGAGAGAAUGGGGAUUAGGUCAGAAGAAAAAGACAAGAAGAUUGAGAGAAUGAUGAAAGCUAAAGAAAUUGGUCAAAAGAUUGUCAUUGACCUUGAUUUUGCUGAUUUGAUGAGUCCAACUGAGAUCAAUAGCCUCGUUCAACAGAUUAUGUAUUGUUACGCAGUGAAUGGAAGAUGUAGUUCACCAGCCCAUCUCUGGCUAACUGCAUGUGGUGGGGAUAUGGAAGCUCCACUUCAAAGGAUUCCAGGAUUUGAUAAAUGGUUAAUUGAGAAGGAAAACUUGUCCUACAUUGAAGCGCUGCAUGAUCAGAAGGAAAAUCUGGUUUAUCUAACUGCAGACUCUGAAAAUAUAGUGGACGAACUUGAUCCGAGGAAAAUAUAUAUUAUUGGAGGAUUAGUAGAUCGAAACCGAUGGAAAGGAUUAACCAUGAAAAAAGCGAAUGACCAGGGCAUUCAAACCGCAAAGCUCCCGAUCGGAAGUUACUUGAAAAUGUCAAGUUCACAGGUUCUGACUGUGAACCAAGUGUUCGAGAUACUACUCAAGUUUGUAGAAACAAAAGACUGGAAGACGUCAUUCUUUGAUGUGAUUCCUCAGAGAAAACGAGGGGAGGCUGAAACAAGAGAAGAUCAAGAAGGAGAAUACAAAGAAGAUGAAGAAGAACAUAAAGAAGAAGAAGAAGAAGAAGAAGAAGAAGAAGAAGAAGAAGAAGAAGAAGAAGAAACAAGUGGUGAAAGAAAAAAGAAGUGUAUUGAACAGCCAUCAGUCGUUGAAGGAAGGAUGACCGAAUGAGGAUAAAAUUCCCUAUUAUGAUUUGGGGUGCUAGUUUGUAGCCGACUGUUGGAACUUCUUGAUAUGACUGCUGGGGAUUUGGGAGGCAAUCCAAGAAGAAAGUCUAAGGCUAGUCUCCAUGAUUCUUCCAAUGGUGAGGAUCCUGAUCGCCAAUUGCAUGAAACAAUAGUGCUUUCUGCUAAACAAAUAGUAGCAAGUAUUGAAGCAAGUAAUGCGAGAGUUGAAGCAAGCAAUGCUGGUAUACAAGCUUUGCUUUGUAAGGUUGUGGAAUCUCAAACCCAUAGUCAGCAACAAAUGAUGGAGCUGUUGAAGAUAUUAGCAAAUAAUAAUAGUAUCAAUGAUGCUGGUAUUUCUACUGAUGAAGCUGCAGGAGAAUGUUCACGUGUCAUCUCUGGUAACUUGAAUCCUAAAGAUCAAGUAGAUAGAGUUGCUGAAAUUGGACCAUUGUGAGAUAAUAACAGACAACCAGUUGAGGAUGUUCUUCUACCUCUCAAAUACACACGUGGGAUAGCUCAAGCGAGCGUAAAAGGUGGUCAGGCGAACGAGGAAGAUGAACAGGUUAACAGAUGGGGUGAUGAUUAUGAUUUUCGUGGAUACGAGCCCCUAAGGGAAGCAAUCCAGGCACAAGACUGGGAGAAGGCUAAGAAAUAUCUAUUCACCAGUGGAAAUUUCUGGAAGAGAUUGUGAAGCUGGUACCACCAGUAACACUUGAAUACGUGAACCCACAAUAUGGUGGGACAAUAUUGCACUUUGCUGCGAUCCUUGGAAGCAUAAAAGCUGUUAAGAUGCUAGUUGAGAAGAACUCAAACUUAACACAAAUAUGGGGCAGUAGGGAACCCUAUCAUGUGCCACUCCUCAUGGCUGCAGUGAAUGCUACAGAUGGAGAAAAGAAGAUGGUGGAGUAUCUUUCCUCAGUGACUAGAGACGAGGACCCAAGUCCAUUCUCUGGUAUAUGUGGCCUUACGUUACUAACCAGUUUAAUUCAAUCGGAUAUGUGCGGUCUGGCAUUAUCCGUAUGCAAACAGUUCCCACGUUUGGUUAAUGAUCAACAUGGUCCAGAAUUAAUUUUUUCUUCGUUAAUAACAAUUGCGGGAAGGCCGUUUGCAUUUUUAAGUGGAUCAAAACUAAAGUGGUGGGAACGCUGCAUCUACUCAUUAAUCCAAGAGAGCAUGGAUAGUAUUCCACAUAGCGAUGGCGUCGUUGAAGGAAAACAAAAGCUUUUGAAGAGCUCAGAGAGCACCCAGAAUGAUGAAGAGAACCCUCGGGAGACCUCUGAAGUCUCCAAAAUCAUAAGGGAAAGCUCCUUAACUAGUAAUGCAGGAAGCAUAACCAACUAUAUCUAGCUCUACAUCAUGCACUACAUAAUGCAAGUGCCUUGUAUAAAACAAUUAUACAGCCAGAAGUUGAUGCACAAACAGGUUGUUUCUUUGGUAGCAUAUUUUAUUGGACAUUUUAGUAAAACAUACAAUACAACAAACAUCACCAAUCUUUUUCUCAAAUCUAACAUCUUGGGCAUUGCUAUGAAGUUUGGAACCACAGAAUUUGUUCUGGAGUGUCUUCGGGUAUUUCCUCACCUGUGUUUGUUCGAGGGAGCACAUACAAUAGCAGGAUUAGUUAUCAGAGAGCGGAAUGAAAUGAUAUAUAAUUUCAUAUACAUACUAAGACAAAGAGCCAAACUAGAUGGACAUCCUAUCCUCUAUAAGAACAAUAACACUAUACUGCAUUUCAGUGCUGAGUUAGCUCAUAACCGUCAACUCAAUUGUGUAGCUGGUGCAGCGUUUCAGAUGCAACGAGAAAUACAAUGGUUUAAGGGGGUGGAAAAUACAACGCCACAAAAAGAAAGGUUUAUAAGAAACAGUGAUGGAGACACGGCUCACUUUCUAUUCACAGUGAAACACAGGGACCUAAUGGAAAAAGGUGAGAAAUGGAUGAAAGAUACAUCCUCAUCGUGCAUGGUGGUAGCUGCCCUUAUAGCUACCGUAGCAUUUGCAGCUGCUAUUACUGUACCAGGAGGUAAUAUCAGCGACAACUCCAGUAAAAAGAAUGGUAUCCCAGUUUUUUCGGACAGGAAGUCGUUUAUGGUAUCUGCAGUAACAGAUGCCUUAGCUCUCUUCUCCUCUAUCACGUCAGUAAUUAUGUUCUUGGCUGUGUACACGUCACGUUAUUCCGAGGAGGAUUUUCUAAAAUCCUUGCGACAAAAAAUAAUUAUAGGUUUGGCAACUCUGUUCAUAUCCAUGGCAACCAUAUUAGUAGUUUUUGGAGCAGCGCUUACGAUUGUUCUUGGAAAAAGAAUUUCAUGGGCUCCAUUACUUGCAACGUUAUUGGGUUGUGCUCCGGUUCUCUUGUUCGGUUUUCUGCAGUUUCCAUUAUUGGUAGAAAUGGGUCUAUGGUAAAAGCCCAUUGAAAAGUUGUUGGUGGAUGUCAUUGGAAUUAUGGGUUGGUCCUGCUUUAGAAAUUGGAACCCAAGACUAUGUCGCAUUUUGGACUGUAUGAAACUGAUCCAAAUAUCUUCAACUUGUUCUGGAUUCGAUAGGCUGCUGUAUGGGAUUACUAAAUUCCAACCCGGUUGUAAAAUAUAUCUCUGGAGCAUCGAUGUCCAAUUACAAAUGCAUGCUUUUCUUGUCGGAUGAGGAUGAUUUCCAAAAUAAAUUUUACUUAUUUUAAUAGUUUUUUUCUUUGAAUUGUUCUGGACAGAUCGUCCACUUAAAGGACCCAAAAA